CUCUAGGGCUUUGCAAGGGGCUCCGGAGAAUCCCGCUGGGGCUGUUUGGCCUUUCCCACCUCUGCUGGAGGACUCUGGCCGCCCCAGGAAGCUGAUAGCUGUGGAAUUCCCGGCUCGGUUUCGGGAGCAGACUACUGCACUGCCGUCUCCUUGUGAGUGGGACUGGGAGCACAGCUGUAAAUCAAGCCCAAAGCAUCUCGCUGGAAAUAGACAGAGACUGCCCAAAAUCAACAUUCCUCACAAGGCCCCAGGCAUGGAAGAGCUGAUAUGGGAACAGUACACUGUGACCUUACAAAAGGAUUCAAAACGAGGAUUUGGGAUUGCAGUUUCUGGUGGCAGAGAUAACCCCCAUUUUGAGAAUGGUGAAACAUCUAUCGUCAUUUCAGAUGUGCUCCCGGGUGGUCCGGCAGACGGGCUACUCCAAGAAAAUGACCGAGUGGUCAUUGUUAACGGGACCCCCAUGGAAAAUGUUCAACAUUCUUUUGCAGUCCAACAGCUUAGAAAAAGUGGAAAAGUGGCCACCAUUGUAGUGAAAAGGCCACGCAAGGUCCCGGCUGCCCCUUUGAGGAGAAGCCCCUCGCUUGACUACGAGGACAGAGCUUUGGAUGUGAUGGAUGAUCCCGCAGAGUUUGACGGCAGAAGCGCUCGGAGCGGCUACAGCGACAGGAGCUGGCACAGCGGGAACGGCGGGCGCAGCCAAAGCUGGGGGAACAACCUGGACCAGAGCUACAGGGCUGAGCAGGACAGAGGGCGCAACCGCAGCAGAGACCACAGCAGGGAGUGCAGCUACAGCCGAGACGGGAGUCGCGGCAGGAGCAUCGACAGGAGCCUGGACCGCGAGUACAGAAGAGACCAGAGCAGGGGCAGGAGCAUCGACAGGGACGGCGGCUACGAACRGGACCACCGAGGGGACUACAGCCCGCCCCGCUACGGUCACGGGUCCCACGCGGAUGCCAGGUACAGGCGGGAAGUGAGGAGCCGGAGCCGGGACAAGCUUUAUUCCCGAAGCCCAUCCCCGGAAGCACGGCACCCGCAUGAAUACCUGGGAGCUCAGGAUCAGGAGGGACCCAUCAGCGUUCUGCUAACAAAAGGCAAACAUAAUGAAGAAUAUGGUCUGCGGCUUGGAAGUCAGAUCUUCAUAAAAGAAAUGACCAAUAGUGGGCUAGCAACCAAAGAUGGCAACCUCCACGAAGGGGAUAUCAUUCUCAAGAUCAAUGGUACAGUGACUGAGAACAUGUCUUUAGCUGAUGCCCGAAAAUUGAUUGAGAAGUCACGUGGGAAACUCCAGCUGGUUGUCCUUAGGGACAGGAAGCAGACACUGCUCAACAUUCCUUCGCUGAAUGACAGUGACUCAGAAAUGGACGAUAUUUCUGAAAUAGAGUCAAACCGAUCGUUCUCCCCUCAAGAUGACAGAUUACAUCACUCUGAUCUAGAGUCACAUUCAUCUAAUGAAAAACUAAAAGAGAAGCCAAGUGCAAAAGAUGAUCCAUCCAGCAGGAUGUCAAGAAUGGGAGCAAUGCCUACACCAUUUAAAUCAACCAGUGACAUAACUACUAAUGUCACAGUUGCAGACACAAGCAAAGAACCAAAAUACCAAGAUGAUGCACCAGUUUCUCAACCAAAACCAGCUGCAAGAACGAUUCUUAGGCCCAGUCCUGAGGAUGAAGCAAUAUAUGGUCCUAAUACAAAGAUGGUGAAAUUCAAGAAAGGGGACAGUGUAGGUCUACGACUGGCUGGUGGAAAUGAUGUGGGGAUAUUUAUUGCUGGAAUUCAAGAAGGCACUUCAGCUGAUGAGGAAGGAUUGCAGGAAGGAGACCAGAUUCUUAAGGUAAACACUCAAGACUUCAGAGGCAUUGUGCGGGAAGAUGCUGUUUUGUACCUGCUGGAAAUUCCCAAAGGUGAAACAGUGACCAUACUGGCCCAGAGCAAAUAUGAAGUCUACAGAGACAUCAUGGCCUGUGGCAGAGGAGAUUCAUUCUUCAUCAGGAGCCAUUUUGAGUGUGAAAAAGAGUCACCACAGAGCUUAGCAUUCACCAGAGGGGAGAUCUUCAGAGUAGUUGAUACACUGUAUGAUGGCAAACUGGGAAACUGGCUGGCAGUGAGAAUUGGAAAUGAACUGGAGAAAGGUCUCAUUCCAAACAAGAGCAGGGCUGAGCAGAUGGCUAGUGUUCAGAAUGCCCAGAAGGAUGGCUCGAGUGACAGGGCAGACUUCUGGAGAACACGCGGCCAGCGAUCCGGAGGGAAGAAGAACCUGAGGAAGAGUCGGGAAGACCUGACAGCUCUUGCAUCUGUGAGCACAAAAUUCCCAGCUUACGAGAGAGUUCAGCUGCGUGAGGCUGGUUUUAAGAGACCUGUGGUGAUAUUUGGCCCUAUUGCAGAUGUAGCUAUGGAGAAGUUGUCAAAUGACCUGCCUCACUUGUACCAAACUGCAAAGACAGAACCCAGAGAUGCAGGUUCGGAGAGGUCGACUGGAGUUGUGCGCUUGAACACCGUGAGGCAAAUCAUUGAGCAGGAUAAACAUGCUUUGUUGGAUGUGACUCCUAAAGCAGUGGAUCUGCUAAAUUACACCCAGUGGUUUCCCAUUGUAGUCUUCUUUAACCCAGACAGCAAACAGGGUGUGAAAACCAUGAGACAAAGGCUGUGUCCCACGUCUAACAAGAGCUCUAGAAAGCUUUAUGAGCAAGCAAACAAACUGAAGAAAACUUGCCCCCACCUCUUUACAGCCACCAUCAAUUUGAACUCAGCUAAUGAUAGCUGGUAUGGAAGUCUGAAAGACACAAUUCAGCAGCAGCAAGGUGAAACAGUGUGGGUGUCAGAAGGAAAGCUGGAUGGUAUGGAAGAUGAUGCUGAUGAUCGCAUGUCUUACCUUACUGCAAUGGGUGCUGACUACUUGAGUUGUGACAGCAGACUGGUCAGUGACCUAGAAGAUACAGAUGGAGAAGGAGGUGCCUAUACUGACAAUGAGCUUGAUGAGCCCUUGGAUGAACCACGGAUUUCGUCUGUUAGCCGAUCCUCGGAGCCUGUACAUCACGAGGAGAGUUUAAAGAAACCCAGCCCAGAACCAAGAACCCAGAUGAGAAAGGCUGGUAGCAGGGAGAUCCUCAGAGAUCCUAGUCCUCCUCCAGCAUUCAAGCCUGAGCCACCUAAGGGGAAAUUGCAAAGCAAAGAGGAUGUAUAUGAUUUUCCCAAGGGCUAUGACUCCAAGCCAAGCAGCAUGGCUGUCAGCAGCGAGGCUCCGACUGUUUCAGCUAAACCGGUACCACCGCCUGUUUCCAUGAAACCUGUCUUUGGGCGUCCUGUCAUGAGAAACCCUCAGCCAGCAGCCCCACCCAGUGAGGAGGAGGAGAAGGUGGAAGAGGAAGGAAGCGAACAAGAAAACACUCCAAAAUCCGUACUGAGGAAAGUCAAAAUAUUUGAGGAGAUGGAUCAUAAGGCAAGGAUACAAAGAAUGCAGGAGCUACAGGAGGCUCAGAACGCCAGGCUUGAGAUAGCCCAGAAACACCCGGAWAUUUACGCUGUUCCUGUCAAAACACAGAAGUCAGACCAGAACUGGCCCCAGCCCAUAAGCUCCAGGCCUCCCGAGCCGCAGAAGCCCCCCGGCCGGCCCUACGCGGAGAAGCCGGGCAGCGACGCGGAGGAGGACGAGGAGGAGGAGGAGGAAUACCGCCGGCAGCUCUGCGAGCACUCCCGCAAGGGCUACUACGCACAGCCGGCCCGCUACAGGGACACAGAGCUGUAGCCUGCGCGCCGGCCACGCUCGCGCUUCCUGCACGGCCCGAGCGGAGCGCUGGUUAGUUGUGAAAAGCUGUAUCUUUGUUGGGGAUAGUUAGAGGGUGAUCUGCCCGACCUAGACAUAUCCGUGCGCUGGAACUGGAAGAGUUCAUUUUUGGGGAUAUUAUUUUACAAGCAUCUAGGAAUAGAAAUCACUAUUGCCUGAAUGCAAUUGCCUAUUUUGAAAGGACCAAAACCUAUUUUAAAGUCUGUGUUAUUUCUUGAUAUUUUCAUAUUUUAAUGCAAAAACUCUUUUCAUUUUAUAAUACUGCCUUUUCGGACUGUAAUAUGCUUUUUAAUGCUACAUAGUUAAAUUUGAAGGAGUAUCUGAAGAAGUAAGUGCCUUUAAUAAAAAGCAUCAUAGAUUGUUUUAACAUCUGAUAUUUGUGCAAAGCCAUAACACACUAAAGAGUGAGUGAUUGUUUUACCUAACUUUUGAUCAGUUCUGUGGUUAAAAUUUCCCUUUCAUGUUGGUCUUACAAGUUCAUAGGUGCAUAUGCAAUAUUUCAUAAAUACUGACUGUAUAAGAUAAAGGUGCACUUCAGUGGAUUGGAGAGACCAGGAUGUGCUGAAACUAAAAAAAAAAAAAAGUAGAAAUUUGAUCAUGUAUUAAUUUACACAGUCCACAAAAUAAUAAAGAAUAUAUUCUAAACAAA
Molecule: messenger RNA, 4427 nt
Organism: Nothoprocta perdicaria
Lineage: Eukaryota; Metazoa; Chordata; Aves; Tinamiformes; Tinamidae
Gene: TJP2
Product: tight junction protein 2
Exons: 24
Coding region: 254-3739 (1161 amino acids)
Biological process (GO): protein localization to cell-cell junction; establishment of endothelial intestinal barrier; cell-cell junction organization
Cellular component (GO): plasma membrane; bicellular tight junction
Molecular function (GO): cell adhesion molecule binding
Source: RefSeq, a predicted model, not a curated record